CGAUUAGUUUAAAGGCGAUUUUGUAAUUCCUACAUUGUGGUUCGCGUAGUUUUAAGUUGUUUAUUCCUUCGAAACGCAAUAGAAAAAAUAUAAAACGCAUUGUUUUUAUUUUGUUGUUAAUUCCUACCUAAUACCAGUAUCGGACAAAAGAUAAAAAAAUUGGCUAAUUUGUCAUCCGUGAGUUAAACGAAAACCAUACACACAAGAAUACAUACGUCUAUGAGCGAGCACUUAUUAUCGAGAAGCCAAAAUUCGUGAUUAAAACAAAGAAAAAACCAAUUAAUUACAAAGCCAACUUAAGCUCACAUUGCUUUUGUUUGGCGGUGGUGUAGAGUGACAGGCUGAGAGAGUCCGGCGCCAUAUCUCCGAAUAACACUGAACAUGUCGCAAAAUCUCAAUACUAUGUCAUCAUCACAUCGUGAUUAUGGUGCCACUUCCAGUACAUCGGCAAAUAUCAUGGCUGGUGGUGGCACAUCCGCGACGGGAACAACAUCAUCAAUACCCGAUGUGAAUUUCUCCGGUUUCAGUCCAACCGAAUUUAUGUCACUCAGCGAAGAUAUUGCUCACAAUAUACAGGCCAUCAAUUCGUCAUACAAGCAAUUGGAUAAGAUUUUACAAAUUAUUGGUACACCUCGUGAUCAACAGUCGACACGUGAUAAGGCCCAUGAUAUUCAUACCAAAGUAAAUCCACACAUUGAGGCAACAACCACUGAUUUGCAACGUUUAACCGCUAUCGUGCGUCGUGGUGACAAACAGCAAAAAUUGCAGCUGGAAAAACUCACCAAUGACUUCUGUAACGUGGUUGAAAAGUAUUCGGCCGUGCAAAAACGCAUUGCCACGGCAAUGCGCCAAACCUAUAACCAAACACAACUGGCCCAAAUGCACGAUCAAAUGCAGAGUGAGCAGCAUGAUUCGGAUAGGCAGGUAUUAUUGCAACGACAAAUGCAAAUGGAACAACAACAAAUGCAAUUCGAGCAUGAUUUAAUGGUGGACCGUGAAAGACAAAUUAAACAAAUAGAGGCUGAUAUUUUGGAUGUUAAUUCAAUAAUGCGUAACAUUAGCACCCUGGUGCAGGCACAGGGUGAAGAUGUGGAACGCAUUGAGACUUCCGUUGAAUAUACCGCCAAUGAAGUUGAACUUGGUCGUGAGGAAUUAGCCAAAGCUGCUAGCCACCGUCAAAGUUAUAGACGUAAAAUUUUAAUACUUUUAGCAAUUGCUGUGAUAAUAGGCUUAAUAGUGACUGGUAUUAUUGUCAGCAAACUAACAAGUUAAACAUUUGAUAUGCGUUUUGCCUUCAUUUAUUGUAUUCUACUAAGUAUUUAUUCAACCUAAGUUUGGGCAUUUUACCAUGCCAACAAAUAGCUUAUCACAUUAUUUUUGUUUGCUAAACUGGGUCCCCUUUUAAGCGUACAUAUGUUAUUUUAUCAAAUGACAUACAAUAAUCACAUCAUAGUUUCCACUAAAACGAAAAAAAGGCAUUGAAAAUGUCCCAUAAAAUACAUAAAUUUACAUUAUUUAUUCAAAUUUAAUUAGGGUAUUUUAUUAGAAUAUUAUCAUUUUCUUUAAUGUCUACACUACACUUGCUGUGUAGUUUUAUGGAAAACAUUAUUUUUUUACAUAUAAUUGAGUGAAAUGUUUUAUUAAUAUCAAACUAAAUGAAAUGAAAUUUUGUUUAAAGAUUUAGAGUGUAGUCGAGAAUGUCUGAAAUUUGUCUUAACUUUUGAUUGUUUUCUCGUGAAGUAUGUACAUAUAUGAGUUCCAGAAAAUUGCCCCGGCAAUUUACAUAAUUUCGAACCUUUGCGAGUACACCCUAUUUCAAAUGUGUCAUCAAAUUGUAACAUUCAAUUUAGCUAAGCGUAUUGCAUUUUGUUGCUCAGUUAUUGUAAAUGCAAAAAAAAAAAACAUGUUUUUUUUUAAUAUUUUAAGAAAUAUGAAAAUAAAAUUAUUAAUAAAUAUGGUGGUCGUCUCUAUAUUUCAAAAACAAA
Musca domestica (house fly) is the source of this 1985-nucleotide messenger RNA. RefSeq names its product syntaxin-12 (gene Syx13). Gene Ontology annotation, molecular function: SNARE binding; SNAP receptor activity. Gene Ontology annotation, biological process: vesicle fusion; intracellular protein transport; vesicle-mediated transport. The transcript has 3 exons. Gene Ontology annotation, cellular component: membrane; endomembrane system; SNARE complex. The record is from RefSeq and is a predicted model, not a curated record. Lineage: Eukaryota; Metazoa; Arthropoda; Insecta; Diptera; Muscidae. Bases 382 to 1272 code for a protein of 296 amino acids.